GCGUCAUACAUAACGUCAUAGAACCCGUGGGUGGCUUUGGUAGAGCACGCCACGUUGGUUGGUUCUUUAUCAUGUCUUUAUUCUAUGGCCUUGCUCUCGGCGUCCACAUUGAUCCUGCUUCUUCUUUUUUUUUAUCUAGAUCUCUAUCUUUAUGAUUGCGGUUAAUAUUAGUACACUCUAGUUAGUACGGUAUCGGUGUGAGUUGAGCUUUCAGAGCAUGACAAGUUGGUUCUUCAUUAUGUGAUGACAGCCUGAACCAAACCUCAGAUAACACGAAACGUCACACAGAGGCCUGCCAACCACUGCGCAUGUCGUCGCUAGUCCUGUAAUGUGACAUAGACAUGAAGCACAUCAAGCGUUUCCUGUUUUCGGCGCCGAGUGCUGAAAGACCGAUGGAACCCGUCGAUCCUUUUCCUUUGAUGAACCUUCCCGAGCCGUUAAUCGAAUACGUGCUGUCUUUCGUCAGUCACACGGAUCUGCUGAAAAGUUGCCGCAAUACAUGCAAGCCUUUCCGAGACAUAAUCGACUCCAACAGCUUCUGGAAGAUCAAGUGCCUGCGGGACGGCAGGAGCAUUCCCUCGUUCCACUUGGAGGAGCUUCCACCGCGUUACUACCAACGCAUUUACAUCGGGAACCCGUACGGCAGGAAUUUGCUUCAGAACGGGCACGGAGAUUCUCCCAAAGGUGCAUUUGCCUCGUGGCGUAUAAUAGAAAACGGUGGUGAUGGAUGGAAAUAUGAAGCAACACCAAAAGGCGCUGAUCCCUUGCCUUUAGAUAAACAGGGAUGCUUUUCAACUUCUUAUGGUGCAUGCACGAAGCAGCAAGUCAUCAGCCUUGCAAGCGAGGGUGUCCUUCCUGAAAUAAUGGACAACUUCAAGCCACACAUUGAAGUAUCAGAAUGGCAUGCAGCUCGAUUUGAUUGUGGCUGCGAGUACAGGUUGACUGUCUCACUCCUCAAUGAAAAAAGGAAAGUGCUGCACGAGUUCACUACUGGCCCUAUUGUGACCGAACAGUGGCUUGGCCGUGAAUGGAGUCAGGUCACACAUGUGUUUCGUGACUACCCAUCAGGGGUGCGUUUUGUUCAGUUCCAGCACUAUGGUUGUGACACUCAAUUUUGGGCAGGCAACUUUGGAUCCAAGAUGGCAGGAGGUGUGGUUCGUGUUCGUGGAAACAAGCAGGAACCUGUGGCUGCUGAAGUCACCACUGCGUAAUCUUUUCUGGUUCUCCCCUCUGAAGCUGCUUGCAAGAACACACUCAUGUUAUGUGCAUCUGCUGUUUUGUGUGGGAGAACUCCUCCAUAAGUGAUAUUCUCUUAUGUAUAGAUUUAUACAAGUAAUGAAUCUGGUUUAAACGCAUUUGAUUGAUAAUAUCAGACUUCAUUAGUCUAUUGUUCUAGUUUCUAAUUUGCAUGGACCUUUUGAAUAUGUCCCUUGCACCAUUGUGGAAUUUAUGACCAUGUUAUUCGAAUAAGAUUUUGAGUUCAAUUGAACCUCUUGUCUUUAUCAACAAAUUAAUGGGGCUUCUAUGGCGAAAAGCAAAUGAAAAAAAAAAGAAGUUAUUCAUAAAGUGUAAUAAUAAAAACAGCUUGCCGAAGCUGCAUUAUUGAGCAACACUUCUGAAAUAUCAAUGCAGCCUCUCUAAAUUACAGGAGGUAGCUUCGUAAGCCAGAAAAUAUUAAAAUAUGGAAGACAAGUGGCGCUAUCAUUGUGAAGCUCUCGCAUGAUGUAAUUAAUUGCAACAAUGUCUACUUGUGUGCUUUUUUGUAGAGAAAGACCAUAAUUCAUUUCGAAGAAGCCAAGGACUCCACAUAAAUUCUUUUGAGAACAUUUCCUGCUCCAGAACUGUCAGAAUGCGAGAAAAUAAUGUGGAAUUCAUGACGUCCAACUGAUGUAGCGACAAUGAAGUUUUAUUUAUUUUUUAUUUAUUUAUUUAUUUCACAAUACUGGAGGCCAGAUUGGCCCAAGCAGGAGGAGCAUGAAAACACAAAUCAUAACAGCACAUACAUGCAAAAAAAAAAUUAUGUUGCACGUGACAUACAACAGAAUAAAUAAUUAGAAGAUGACAGAGCAGAAACGAAAAGCAAUGAAUAUUGAAAUUGUCAUAAAAAAGUUGUUUCCUUUCUACUGAAGAAACAAAGUUCGAAGGGCCUGUUCCACGUCAGGAAACUGAAAAACUGAUUCAGGAAGCACGUUCCAAUCAGCUACUGUUUGAGGGAAGAAACUGUGCUUAAACGAGUUUGUUUUAGCAAAAAUAGGCUGCAAUAAGUGUUCCCUAUUAUGACGAGUUCUUGAAGUAGUGGAGUGCCUGAGGAAUGAGGAGGGAGCAAUGCUAAGCUUUCCUGCCAAAAUUUUAUGAAGGAAAGAAAUGUGGUUCAGUUUUCUAUGUGUACUAAGCAAUGGGAUAUUAUUGUCCUUUAAAAGCUGUGUUGGGGAUUCUGACCUUCUGUAUUUAUGAAAAAUGAAACGUACUGCCAUUCUCUGAACGAGCUCUAAUUGAUAGAUGUCUUUCUUAGUGUGCGGGUCCCAAAUUACGGAUGAGUAUUCAAGUUUGGACCUGAUGAAAGUUUUAUAAGCCAAGAGCUUAAUAUGGCUAGGAGUGUGCUUUAAUUUUCCUCUCAAGAAAUAGACCUUCGAGAAUGCGGUUGAACAGAUCUCAGAGAUAUGAGUCCUCCAGGUUAAUUGGUUGUGUAGAGUUAUUCCUAGACAUAUAUAUUGUGAGACCUUGCUUAUGUGACCUUUGUGGAGGCAAUAUUGGUAACGGCUAACAUUUCUUUUUCGCGUAACUCGGAGAAGCACUCUUAUCAAUGUUUAAAUCCAUAUUCCAUUCUUCACAUCAGUGACAUACCGUAUUUACACGAUUGUAAGUCGACCCCUUUUUUUAAAUUUGAAAGUCUGAAGUCGGGGGGUCGACUUACAAUCGAAACCGAAACAUGGCCCCGCCAAAAAACGCGAUACCAACGGGAGCUACAAUGUAGUUAGAAUUUUAUGUUUGCUCUAUGGCCCUACCCGUAUCUUUUCGCUAUCCCACGUGUUUGUUCACUUUCGGAAGAGUUUUUCAACAUUUUUGAGAGUUUUACAGUGCAUGCAACUCAUGGCUGGGGGGGGGGGGGGGGUGUCGAUAGUUGAUGGAAGCGCCGCUGUUCCCAUUUGCGGCGGCACCCUCAGAACGGCGGCGCUUGCGGGGAGUAUCGGUAGUUCAUGGAAGAGCAGACACCGCUCGCUGGUUUCUCUUUCUCUGUUUGAAGGCAUUGGUAUUGGCAUGGUAUUGGUUUGACGCGUUCCACUUGACUGCCGGCUACGUGCUACUUCUAUGCUUUCCCAGUCGUCAUGAGUGCUGCAGGCCUACUAAUCGUUCGGCACUCGUUCACAGCAGCGUUCAAGAGGGCUGCCAUCCUUUACGCCGAAGAAACAAAUCACUGCACAGCGGGCCGCAUUUUCGAUGUUUCUAAACGGGUGGUGCGAGAGUGGCGACUGCAGCGAAGCGAAAUUUUCACCUGUGACGACAAGUGAGAAAUUUCCCACGUGCCAAAGUCUGGAAGCUUUCCGGAGCUGUAGGCUAAGCUUGCGGCGUAUGUCGCUGAAAUGCGUGAUCGGUCCCUGCCAGUGAAGUGCGACGUGGUCAUGAAACAAGCCCGGACCUUCGCCUUAAUUUUAAGAUUCUGCUCCGCCGUGAGUACAACGAGUGGCUGGCGGCAGAAGACUGCGAAAAUACGCCAACCGGACUUGUCAAAAGAGCCUCCCUGACGGCUGCGUGUGGUUGGGUGAAUUUGGCGUGGGCUGCUGUUCUGCAAGAUGUCCUAGUGCGGUCGUUUGCCAAAUUUGAAAUUUUGCUGGACCACGACGCGCUGUGGGACCGCAGCACUAGUGAAGAUGAGUAGUCCAGUGACCAUGUCAGCUACUAAUAAAUUUUCGUUAUCGAAUGCGCCCUCGUGUAUGCUCUCUUAUUUUUUUUUUUUUUUUUUUCGGUCACGCGAUAUGGGGGGGUCGACUUACAUUCGAGUCGACUUACAAUCGUGUAAAUACGGUAUAUUGAGCAAAGAUUCUUGAAGCAAUUGAUGGUCUUCUAUUGAUGCUAUUUCUUUAUAUACAAUGCAGUCAUCUGCGAACAAUCUUAUUGACACUGACCGUGGAAUGACAUUUAUUAAAUUAUUUAUAUAUAUUAAAAUAGCAAAGGUCCCAAAACACUAGCUUGAGGAACACUGGAAGUAACAGCAAGUGAUUCUGAUAGGGCGCCAUUCACAUCGACAGACUGUGUUCUACCACUUAACUAUGCUCUGACUCAUUCUACAAGAUACAGCAGAAGACCAAUAACUGCAAUUUAUAAAGAAGCUUUGAAUGCGGUACCCUGUCAAAAGCUUUCGCCAUAUCCAGAAAAAGAACAUCGAUCUGUCCCAAGUUAUCCAGUACGCUGAGAAAGUCAUGAACCAUCGUAACUAGUCGGUACAACUCAAGCCUUCCUCCAAUCCUUAGGCAACUCACUGGUUUGUAGAGAUACAGUGAAAAUUUUAGCAAGAUGCUCCGAGAUCUGGUCUGCAUAACGCUUUAAAAAAGCACUUGGAAUACCGUCAAGACCAUGACCUUUCCAAAUAUUUAUUUUACGAAGCAAAGACAAAACCCCUUCUUUGGUAAUGAUAGGAACCUCGCUAGGAUCGAUGGAUCGUUUCAGUGCAUCAAAUACCAUAUCUGAAAGGCCCCCAAAAACAGUUUGAAAGUAUCCAUUAGAGAGUUGAGCUAUUUCCUUCUCAUCAGUAACAAGGUUCCCAUCAUCACUUUUAAUUUCUCUUAUGACCUCAAUUUGAUGGCCAAGGUAACUCCAAAAUUUGCAGGGAUCUGUUUUUAUGAAUGAAGGAAGAGUAACCUUGAAAUAAUGGGAUUUCGAAGCGGACAGUUUCUGUGCUAAUUCUUGUUUUAAAUUCUGCAAAUACUGAGAAAAUAUAGAAUGAUGUCGCCUAAGACGUUGAAGUUUCCGCUUCAAAUGAAUAUCACGACUCACCCAAGGGUUUCGAUGCUUAUUUCUCACUCUUUGUCGAGGUACAAAAUUUGUGAUAGAAAAUAAGAUGCCUUCCUUGAAGCGUUCCCAUAAGCUGUGUACAUCACCCUCAUUAGUAGAGCAGCAGUACAUCAUCCAAGUAGUCAAUAAUAGAAGCAUCAUCAGCACGGUCAAAAUCAUGGACGGUAGGCAACAGAGAAAUUUCAAGUACUGUCAACGCGAUCAGUAGGACAAGAAAAAAAAAAAGCAAAUGGUGAUCAGAAAUACGAGGCUCAACUCUGAGUUCCCCAUUAGAGAACAAUUCACUGACAAAGAACAAAUCUAAGAUAGCAUUUUUACGGGUACAGUCGCGCACAAUUUGGUUAAGGUUUAAAGGUAACAUGGUGCUCACAAUUAAAUUACCAGAAGCACAACUCUUGUCAGCUAAACUCCUCCAGUCCAAGCCUGGUAGAUUGAAAUCCCCCGUCAUAAUCGCAUUGUUUUCAAGCUUGAUUAACAAGUGAUCAUAUAAGCUUUCAAGAAAUGUUAAUAGAGAAUCGGGAGCACGAUAAACCAAGCAUAAUAAGGAGGUCAAGCCCCAAUGUGACAUUUAAAAGCAGGCUUUCGUGAUCUGGAAUUCGGUCAAGGACAGUGACCUGGACAAAGGACUUCACAAUAACUGCGACACCCCCGCCCCUUGAACCACGAUCCCUUGUAAAGACAUGGUAGCCAAGGGGAAUAAUUUCAUCAUUACUUAUUUGAUCAUGUAACCAUGUUUCUGAAAGAACAAGAAUGUGUGGGUCAUAGGAAAGGAGUAGUAGUUCAAGCGCGUUAGUUUUAUUCUUAAUACUUCUUGCAUUUAGAGACAACAGCCGUAGCUCUUGUGCCUGGUCCUGCAAACGCUAUCUUUCAGAACUAUCACCUGUGGUGAUAGAUGCUGGCGCCCGUGUACUCGAUGCAUCAUCCCACACAUCGUAGGUGUUAUCGAUUCGCAGUUUGUCGUGGAUAAGGGAAACCUUCUUGCCACUAUCGCUUUCAUUAUGUUUUGGCUCAGAAUUAAUAAAAAGGAAGUGUGUCCCUCAUUUUCUCCUGUAAUGAUAAACAUUUUCCCACCAAAUUAAUGAAAACAAGCUUCUUAAAGAAUUUUUGAUACCAGUCUAAACUGAUUUAGCACAUUUUUUUUAAGUAUCACAUGUUGACAAAGCCUGUGGACAACCUUGUAGACAAACUUUUUAGUAUCUUUAUGUACAUAUAUGUGUGUUGAGGCUCUGUAGAAACAUGCAGAAAAAGAGUAUAGGGCAUUCAAUAUUGGGACAUAAUCUUGUCUUUGAUUACAUAUUAUUCACUGUGGAAUAGUUCAAGCCUAUAUAGAAAUGCAGAUGAAAUAGCAUGCUUAUAUAAAUUUUAGUUAAUGUGGGUCUAAUAAAUUUGUAACAAAAAUGUUUAAGGUUUUGCUUUGGAUGAUUACCUUUCUUGUUUGUAAAAUAUUCAGCCUGUAGUAGGUUUGCUGCAAUAGAGUUUGGCUGUAAAUACUUUACACAUGUAAACCCCAUGAAUGGAAGAAUAUGGAUUACAGUUGGCAUGAGAAAGCUGAAUUACUCGCUGCCUCCAUAAAUUUCAGAUUUUCUUUUUUGCAACAAGUACAGUCUACAUACUUUUUUGUUUAUGUUGGGACAUAGUGCUGCCUUUAAUUGCAUAUUCUUUUAGUCUGGAACAAUAAUUUUUGGUGCAAUGAGCAACAAGAUUUUAUUUCAUCCUGUUGCAAAAUUUUACUUGUGGGGCCAGAGGCCACAUGCAGCACUUAAAGGGACACUAAAGGUUACUAUUAAGUCAACGUGGACUGUUGAAAUACCAUCACAGUAACCUCGAAACGCUUGUUUCGUGCCAAGGAGAGACUUAUUUUAAGAGAAAAUGCGUUCUGAAGCGUCCGCGUACCGCUAGCGCAGUUCAAAUCGCCCGCCCUCCGAUCGAGGAGUACUGACAUCAUGGUCUCAUAGUGACGUUGCGCCAACGGUGAGGAGAACGGCGUCCGCAGACGGCGCUACGCACGGAGGAAGGAAACUAAGGAGAGGCCCUACCCCCUCCGCGCGCUAGGAGAAAAGUGUGGCGGAAAUGACGUAUAGGUUCUCAUUUCUUUUGCUGCUUUUUUAUUUUUUUUGCUGCAUGGCCACGCCUUUUGGGCCACAAUGGCGGCGUUGUUCUGAUUUUUUGAGCGCGCACACGUGUUGCUCUGGUAGGUUUCGUGCCGUGGCAAAGGCGCUGUGUGGGCGGGUUUGCGUUAGUCACCGUGUCUUGUUGCGCUGUGUUACCUGCACCGUGCUCUGCCGGAUGUUGAGCGAGCGCGCGCGCUCCGCGUGCGAAACCACGCGCAGCGCGGCGUGGUUUCGCGAAAGAUGUAAACAAGAGAGGAGGGUGGCACAAAAGGCGGAGCAUCGCCAUGAGCAACGCCAACUUCCGGCUUCACUUUUGCUUCACAAAGAGUGACGUCAGGGCCUCUCCUUAGUUUCCUUCCUCCGUGGCGCUACGGCUUUUCUGCGCAAAACGCAAACGCGCGGCCAGAAACAGAGCCAAGACAGAGCCGACAGCAGAGCGAAAGCGGGAGUAUGGUGGCUAGCGGAAGGAGAAACGAAUUACGUCCCACAUUACGUCCCACGGCACACGGAGAGUCCGUUUUCGUUAAACUAUAGGCUGCGGCGAGCUCGCAGCGUGGUCGGCGUGAUCUGUGAGAAGUGACGAGCCUUUUCGCACUCGCAACAGGGCAUAAAAAAGUGCGAAUCGACGCAAAACUCGGCCUAGAAACGUGCUUCGCCACAGCCAGCUGGCGCGACCCAGAUGUCGUUUCCCGUACCGCCACCAGGCGCCGCUACUAUACCUCAAACUCCAGCGCAAGACGCCCAUAAGCUGGUACUUCAUUCUAUGGCGCAAACUUCGACGCUCGUCGCAAUGGACCCUGACACCAACAGAUUGGCUCGCGAUGGUGGGCUCAACUUCAGCGAUUUGAGCACCGACGAGCGCGACCUGCUGCUGAGGGCUCGCACUGCCGGCGUCGUUGCGUACUACGACGGCGGCCUCGACACCGGCUCUCCGGAGCGGGAAAGCAACGAGGGCUUCCCACGACAUCACAUGGACGUGGCAUUCUCGCUGCUUGUUCCAAAUGAAAGUGUCGCGAGCCAGCAGAACCCUCACAGCACGACGCGAUAACGAAAGUACUGAAACUCCAAAGCGUGCGCGGCGCAGAGUCGAGCGCGCAGAGUCGAGCGAAAACGAAACCUUUCGAACACCCAUAUUACUGAAGGGUAACGUCAAAAUGUUAUUUUUUCUUAGAGUCGAAUAGACGUAGACAAGUAGCAUUUUUUUCCGUCUUAUAAUCGAAUGAAAUGAUAUUUUUAAUACGAGUAGUUGAGUAUUAGUAACACAAAUUAUGAGGAGUCCUUUCGUCAUCGGGCUAGUACCGGAAUGUCGCUGGGGGGUCUCAAAUCGUGUCAUGCAUUUACGUCAAUUUCUCGGUUACUAAAGCUCUGUUCGCGAUUAAAUUGACGCCUUAGACGUUCUAGAACAUUGCUCUACCACUUUAACUUGAGUUUCUGGUAACCUUUAGUGUCCCUUUAAGAUGAGCUUGAUAGAGAGUGACUGAGAAGAAGAGGCACUUUAGGGAGCACGGCUGAGUGCCUUGGCGACAUAAAGAGGAAUAAAAGAGUGGGCAUUCACAGGACCCAUGGAUGCUAGCAGCAGGCAGAGGUAUGCAUGGUGUGUUUGGGAGAGGGCAGUUUCAUGCAAUUCCUGUCUGGCUAUGCAGUGGACCAUGGAAGAGUUUCGGUAUUUAUGUUUCAUCAUUUUGUGAGUGCCAUUCCUUUUGUCUGUUUCUUAUUGGCCAUCAUAAAUAAUGAUUCCCUCCAGAGAUUUCUGUCAGUGCCUUCAAUGUGUCUUUACAUCUGUAGACAGAUAUUCUUGAAACCCAUCUUUUCACUACACUUUUAGAAACUAGCUUAGAAGAACUUCUUGUUAGGCGAGUUGGUGCAUAUUAGCAAACAAUAUUUGAAAUGUACAAACAAAAGACCACAGAGACACACAAGGACAGGCGCAAGCUUGCAACUAAUCUUUAUUUCACAAAGACCACAUAUAAGUACAUCCCAGAAAUAUACCGCUGCGCAUGCGUGGAGAAAGCAUAAUCACCCAAAAACUUUCUAUUCAAGCAACACACAACCUAUGUUCAUCAAUAAACCUCAUCUCAUUGUUGUACAGAUAAACUGAGGUGUCACCGACACCAUCAUCUCCCUUCUUUCUUAUAUGAUACGCCUCUUGUAACUCAUGCCCGGCUCUCUCGGCACCGGCACAAUAUCUUCACUUCUUUCAGGAUCGGCUUACACGGGCACGCCAAGCAAUGAGUACGAAGGUGCCCACUCACUAAUUGACAAUUCCUAAUUGACAAUUCAUGCUGACGCAUGUGUAUGCGUAAACUAGAAACUAGUUUGAGAGAAAAGGAUUCUUACGUACAUUUGCAAUAUAACAGAAGGAAGUGCUCGCAGUGAGACACACUUGUAAAACUAAUGUAUGAUUGUGCUGGGCAUGAGAUAAGGUCAACUUAAUAACUGUGCCUUUAUAUUUUAAUGACACUUUAGUGAAAGAAAUAUACUUCGUGCACAUUACAUGCUAUGAGCUUGUGUAGCUCUGUUUUAGUGCAGGACGUUUUCAUGUGGUGCACAAGCUUGGGGAACUCCUCAAAUAGCUUGCACAUUCUUGAUGAGGGCAACCAUGGCAGUAUACUUGAUGGACACUCAUAAAGCACACUCCAGCAAGUGCAAUUCUGCCAUGUGAAAUGUUGGCACUCAAGGCUGGACAGCUAGGUAAAUACUGCCCUGUGUUGUUAGUAACAGUACCCUUGCUAUGCCGGUGUGUUUUCUUUCGGCAGUAGAUGUUGUCAUGUGUUUGUGAAAUAUAAAUUUCCUGGCUGAAAUGCAAAACCACACUUGUGUCUUAGUGCCAAUUUUCAACAUAUUUUACAUUAGCACCUGUUGUCAUGGGAUUGCCACAAUGUAACAUUAGAGUGGCUUGUUAUUUUGAGAACGACCAUUUUGGCAAAGAAGCGUGCACCAUGAGUAUUAAAAGUGGACAUUUCUGUCUUCAA
Dermacentor andersoni is the source of this 10093-nucleotide messenger RNA. Its product is annotated as F-box only protein 6-like. Gene Ontology annotation, cellular component: cytoplasm; SCF ubiquitin ligase complex. The record is from RefSeq and is a predicted model, not a curated record. Gene Ontology annotation, biological process: SCF-dependent proteasomal ubiquitin-dependent protein catabolic process; ERAD pathway; glycoprotein catabolic process. Lineage: Eukaryota; Metazoa; Arthropoda; Arachnida; Ixodida; Ixodidae. Gene Ontology annotation, molecular function: protein binding; ubiquitin protein ligase activity.